GCUGCUGAAGAGUUGACGGGUUUGUGUCUGUGUUUCUGAUGAAAGUCACGGCACACUGAGCCUCUAUAAUGCGAUGCAUGUAUGAAUUGAACAUUGAACGUGAAAAAUGAGCUGAUGAGGAGUUUUCUGUUCUCUAAUGUCUGAUAUGUGAGCAUGUUGCUGUCAGAUGUUCCAGUGUUGUUUCCUCUGAGGUUUCCAGCACAAAGCGUGUCUGUGAUCAUCUCACCUCCUCAUUGUUCUGCCUGUGGUUUGUCAGUGGUGUGUUUCUCAGAAGAGUCUGUCGUUAAAUGUCAUGUGUGUGUGUGUGUGUGUGUGUGUGUGUGUGUGUGUGUGUGUGUUCAGAGCGCAGCUCCUCGGAUCCUGGCGUGUAUCCGGCCGCGGCGCCUCCUGUAGGACGCAGUCACACGGGUCAGCUCUUCUUCGAGUAUCUGCUGGUGGUCAGUCUGAGGAAGAAGAGGAACGAGGAAGAUUACGAGCCCCACAUCACCUACCAGUUCCCCAAGGUCAGACCACGUGAGGUAAUGGAGCGUCUGCAGCGCGAGGAAGAGGAGAAGUGCAUGAAAGCCGCUCAUCUCUUCUGCUUUCCAGAGGGAAUCAACUGGGCUCCUCUGACAGAAUACAGGAGCGAGACGUUCUCGUUCGUUCUGACUGAAGUGGAUGGCAGCCGAAGGAAUGGAUACUGCAGGAGACUGCUGCCGGCCGGCUGCGGCGCUCGUGUUCCGGAGGCGUACUGCAUCAUCAGCCGCAUGGCGUGUUUCGGACUCUUCUCAAAGAUCUUCGACGAGGUGGAGAAGCGGCGGCAGAUCUCUAAAGCCAUGAUCUAUCCGUUCAUGCAGAGCCUGCGGGAGGCGCCGCUGCCCUCGCCCGGAAACACCGUCAGCAUCAGCAGCUUCAUCCCGGACGCCGGCACAGAGAUCAUCAGUCUGACACGGCCGGCCGAGUCCUGGCUCGAACAUGUUGACUUCCGCACGCUCUUCCGCUGCCUGAACGAUGACGAGGUGCUGAUGGUGUUCGCCGCCACUGUCAUGGAGCGACAAAUCAUCUUCAUCUCUGAGGAGCUCAGCACUCUGUCGCAGGUUCUUCACGCUGUAGCUGCUCUGCUGUAUCCGUUCGUGUGGCAGCACACGUUCAUAUCAAUCGUUCCUACGGUUCUGAUCGACGUGUGCGCCGCGCCGACACCGUACCUGCUGGGAGUCCAGAAGAACCUGCUGGAGCAGCUGACGGACCACAGCGACCUGAUGAUUGUCGAUCUCGGCGUUAUGUUGUCAAUGGGAGACGAGGAGUCGCUGCUGCCUGCUAAACUGAAGGAGGAGCUGCUGUCGCGGCUGUCUGCGCGCAAACACCACGCCUCGACGGAGGAGCUGAACCGGCUGGUGUCGGAGGCCUUCCUGAGCGUCUUCGUCCGGAGCGUGGGUCACUUCUCGCAGCACGUCAGGAGGAGCGCGAGCUCGCGCCGGUUCCACAAGAAGAGCUUCCUGAAGGCCGUGGAGCACAGGUCACACCUGAACUUCGUCAAGCUCUUCAUCCAGACACAGAUGUUCGAUCUGUUCAUUCAGGAAGAGGAAGCGCAGCCCAACCCUAACGCGUUCUUUCACAGGAAGGUGUUGGAGUAUCACGAGAGGAAGAAGAAGGAGAAGACGAAGGCUGGAUGGGUGCGAGGUGUGGUGGUUUAGGAUGUCUUCACGUUCGUUCAGUGUUACGCUCCUCUCAGCCUUUCCUUAAUAACAUACUUCAAACAUUCCGUCAGUAUUUAAUGCUGUUUAUUUGUACACGGUUUUAACAUAAUAAAAUAUCAAGUGAAUUGAUACAUGUUAGUUUGAGAGUGCCGUAAGUGAUUUGAAACAGGAACACGUCCAGUUCAUAUCUGACCUUACUAAAGCUAAAAUUAGAAUUAUACAGCGUUAGUGUGAUUUUCAUUAUUGUGGCCGUUUAAUGUUUGUGUAUUCCUCAUUAUUUUCAGUGGCGAUUCUCAUUUAGUGUCAUUUUUGUAGUAUUGCAAUCAUUACAAUAAACAUUUUAUUUAAAUAAUUUAAAAAU
Sinocyclocheilus anshuiensis is the source of this 2037-nucleotide messenger RNA. Its product is annotated as DENN domain-containing protein 2D-like. The transcript has 12 exons. The coding region runs from base 288 to 1673 and encodes 461 amino acids. Lineage: Eukaryota; Metazoa; Chordata; Actinopteri; Cypriniformes; Cyprinidae. The record is from RefSeq and is a predicted model, not a curated record. Gene Ontology annotation, cellular component: nucleoplasm; cytosol.